AUUUGCCAACUUCACGCAGCUGCGGCUUUGUCAAGAGAGCGAAUAUAUUUAGCAAGAAAUGUCGAUUUGUGCUUUUAAGGUUCAGGUGGCCUCCAUUAUGGAGGUCUUAGCGAAAACGGCAGUAGCAGAAAUUACUGAACUAAUCGAUUAUGGGUCUGCUGUCUUGAAACGGGAGACGUGCAGAAGCGAAAGAGAGAACGAAGCGCUAAAAACGAAGUUACUGCUGGUGGAGGGAGAGCUCAGGGAUGUGCGAGGAAACGAAGAGGGGACGCCGGGCAUUUCUCUAAACCUGUCAUUUCAAGUUCAGCUUUGCGACGAAUUCAGAGAAGCACAAAGACCUAAUGUUCCAGGGAACGGAAGGAUUUCCUCUGCAGAGAUGGUCUUGAGCGAGCGAUUGCGCACGCAUCCCGCCAGAGAUGACCAGAACGUCCAUGUGGAGAAGAUCGAGGAUAGGCCUGUUGCCUUGGAUAUAAAGCGCGAGCCUGUAGAUGGGGAGCAGGAUUGGUCUGAAUCUCUGCCGCUCAGUGAGGAUAGGCUGGAAGAGGAUCCGACGAGCAGCCAAUCACAGGCGGAACAGAAAAUCAGCACUUCAGGGGCAGCUGCUGCUAAUGGUGGUGAAGGACCCCUCUGCAAGGAGGAGGAGCAGCACAUGCCGCUCUGCUCUGCUGGAGACCCAGAAAAGGAGCUGCAGGCAGAACUCAAACAGGAGCCAGAGGAACAGCCUCUCACCCCCACACUCCCCCUGUCUGUGGACUUGGGGCUGAAGCUCCAGGCUGUGUGGAGUGAGGCCACCAGUUCAGGAACGAUUCCAGAAAAACAGAGACGUCGCAGAAGAUGUUCGACGCUUAGAGACGCCCAGUUAGAUGACACCACCUCUCCACGGCGCUACAGAGCUUCUCGGAGGCUGCGCUCAGAGAAGGACGAGGGGUCAGCAUCAUACCUCGAGCAGAAACAAAAUGGCCGCCCCCUCUACAAAGAGUGUUCGAAUGGGCCGCCUGAUGAUUUUUCACAAGAGAUGUCAUUCCUUUUGGGUUCUCCAGGAGAGUGUGAUGGAAGCGCCCCGUGUGAGGCGAGUUCUGACACGUCAACAGGAACAGAGUCCCUGCAGAACUGAGGGACAGGAGGAGGAGUUCGUCUGCACACGCUGUGGGAAGUCGUUCCCGGACGUUCUCGAACUGAAGACACACGAGCAGGUUCACAGCAGGAAGAAAGCGUUCAGCUGCUCUGUGUGCGACAAGAGCUUCCCCCAGUCACACAUCCUCAAAGCGCACGAAAGCACUCACACAGGGCAGAAACCGUACGCUUGUGUGGAGUGUGGAAAGUGCUUCUCCCUGAAGAGCCAUCUUAAGACUCACCAGGUUACUCACACCGGAGAGAAACUCUUCAGCUGCACAGUGUGCGAUAAGAGCUUUGCCCAACUUGGUGUUCUUAAGCAACAUCUGAGAAUCCACACUGGGGAGAAACCCUAAUCUUGGCCUGCGAUCUAACUUGUCUUUCCACACUAAAAUAUGUAAAUAAUUAUGAAUAUGUAAUUAUGAAACCACUGGAUUCAUAUUAGUUAGUCCUCGCUUCCCCCACAAUAUAUUUGUGAUAAGGAGUUUAAACAAUAUGAGUUUGUAGACAGAUGCAGAAAUGUUACGCAAGGCAUGUCAAAAGAGGUUAUCUAUCCCUAGUUCUAUGACCCAUUAUGUAACACACAACAUAAGAUGUUUGAGAAGUCUUGAAUUUCUCACCUGUACUAUUUGGUUUUUUAGUGAUUAUGCAUGUGUGUCAUAAUUAUUUUCAAAUGGGCCAAUCAGUAAAAAGGUCAAUAAAAAUGACCCCUGACCCCAGCACACUUUGGAUCAAUCAGAGAGUUGGCCCUCUAAAGGUUUAUUCCACGCCUGCCAAUAAGAUUACUUAUUUUGUAGAGAAUGUUACCC
Conger conger (European conger) is the source of this 1922-nucleotide messenger RNA. RefSeq lists its product as uncharacterized. Bases 59 to 1114 code for a protein of 351 amino acids. NCBI's taxonomy places the organism in Eukaryota, Metazoa, Chordata, Actinopteri, Anguilliformes, Congridae. The transcript is spliced from 4 exons. The record is from RefSeq and is a predicted model, not a curated record.